Molecule: messenger RNA, 3170 nt
Organism: Elgaria multicarinata webbii
Lineage: Eukaryota; Metazoa; Chordata; Lepidosauria; Squamata; Anguidae
Gene: MARCHF7
Product: membrane associated ring-CH-type finger 7
Exons: 11
Coding region: 102-2363 (753 amino acids)
Biological process (GO): protein autoubiquitination
Cellular component (GO): nucleus
Molecular function (GO): ubiquitin binding; ubiquitin conjugating enzyme binding; zinc ion binding
Source: RefSeq, a predicted model, not a curated record
AGCGGCCGCCAUUGUCAGCUCAGCCAGCAGCUGGAGGAGGAAGCAGGAGCCGAGCGCGGUAGGGGCGGCCAAGCGGCGCCGGGGCGAGAAGUACAUAGAAAAUGGAAUCAAAGCCGUCAAGAAUUCCUCGACGGGUAUCUGUUCAGCCACCCAGUUCUCGAAGUACUAGGACAGGAGCUGGAAGUGGAGGGACCAGUUUAACUGACUCAUAUCAUAUGAGAGAGUCUUCACUGAGACCGGAAUCUGGAUACCAGGAAUCUAGCCGGUUGCAUGGUUCCAGUAGAGACUGGGCAAUAGGAGAAAGUGAAGCAUAUGAAAGCCCAUGGAAGCUGCCAGCUUCAUCUCCAACUCGCUACUCAGGAACACUUGAUCGUCCUUGGUCUGGAAGAUUUUUGGGAAGCAGAAACAGAUUGUCUACAUCAUCAUCUUCACCUCUUACAUCUUCAUGGUUUGGUGAAUCUGAAAGAACUCAGGGAGCAUAUUCUUCAAGACUGCAUAACCAGCAACAGGACACUGAUUCUAAGAGACCCAAACUUUCUUAUACAUCUACCUCUAGUGUGAGAAGUAAUGGUUUAAACACAGUUUCAGAUUCCUCGUGGAGGUACAGUGAUGUAUCGAGAUCUUCAUCUAUGGUACUUGGAUCGUUAGGAACUGAACUUGUGAGAGAGAGGAGAGAGCUAGAAAGGACAGAUCCAUCUGUUAGUCUUGUGGAUUGUAGUCACAGGAAUGGUGAUUUCCCAUCUUCAUCAUAUCUUCAGGAGAGAUCUGCUUCUUCAUAUGCACAGGGAGCAAGACCAAAAGAAAACACAUUGAGCUCUUUGAGGCUGAACACAUCCAUGAACCGCCAGUUGCCUUCUGAACAUCAAUCAUCAUUGCUCUCUAGAGACCAUAGUUGGAAUUCAAGAUCUAACUAUGUCCCAAGAGAAGUAGAGUCUUCUGAAAGGAAUAUACAGCCAGAGUUUACCCAUGGUGCCAUUCGAAGUGGAACCAGUUCCUCAAGCAGUUCUGAAAGGGUUAUGCCAUCCCAAAGGUCAUUAAGUGAGCCUCCUGCAGAUACGGAAGGAAGGCGUACAACAAGGCAACUACUGUCUCGUUUAGCUUCUAGUAUGUCCUCCACAUUUUUCUCAAGAAGGUCUAGCCAAGACUCUUUGACUUCAAGACCAUUAGGUUCUGAAGAUUCAACAGUUCCAAGAGUUCAUGCUUCUUCCCAAGCUAGUGCUACUAACACUGCUGCAACUUCUCAAGGUACAGAAGCUCAGAGUCCUGAUGUUUCUCAGGGAUUUAGCUUUCUUAGAAGACGAUGGGGCCUGUCAGGUGUUUCACCAAAUCCUAGUACUGAUUCAGAAACCGAAAGUUACAGACAGGAUUCUGAAAGUAGGAAUGCAGGUUCUUGGCUAUCAUCUUCUCUGAGGAACAGGUGUACACCUCUGUUUUCCAGAAGGAGAAGAGAAGGAAGAGAUGAAACUGCAAGAACCUCUACCUCUGAAACAUCUGCUCGAUCACUGCAUCUUUUUAGGAGAAGAGAAUCUGUUGGGGAGCCAUCUUUUGAAGCACAAAAUGAAUCUCCCAGGCCUGCUGCUAGGCCACCGACACCUGCAGUACCUAAUGGUGCUACAUCUGUUGCCUCUGGGCCAGAUUCUGUGCAUGGUAGAAGAAAUUCAGGAAUAUCAGGAAUGUUUCCUGGUUCUCUUUUCCGGUUUGCAGUGCCCCCAACACUGGGGAACAACUUGUCUGAUAACGUUAUGAUAACAGUAGAUAUUAUUCCCUCAGGCUGGAAUCAACCUGAUGGACAAGAUAAUGACAAAUCUAAAAUACCACCAUCAAGAGAUCCUGAAAGGCUUCAGAAAAUUAAAGAGAGUCUCCUUUCAGAGGACUCAGAAGAGGAGGAAGGAGACUUAUGUAGAAUUUGUCAAAUGUCAACUACAUCUGCUAAUAACCUCUUAAUAGAGCCAUGUAAAUGCACUGGAAGUCUGCAGUAUGUUCACCAGGAGUGUAUGAAAAAGUGGCUACAGUCGAAGAUUAAUUCAGGUUCUUCACUGGAAGCAGUAACUACUUGUGAGCUGUGCAAAGAGAAGUUGCAUCUCAAUCUUGAUAAUUUUGAUAUCCAUGAGCUUCAUAGAGCACAUGCAAACGAACAAGCAGACUAUGAAUUUAUCAGUUCUGGGCUUUACCUUGUAGUGUUGUUACACUUGUGUGAACAGCGCUUUUCAGAUAUGCUGGGAACUACAAGUGAGGCCAACACACGAGUCCGGUUUAUUAAUCUUGCAAGAACUCUUCAGGCACACAUGGAUGAUAUUGAAACAGCUUCAGAUGAUGACGAUUCUGAAGAUGGAGAUCUCAGUAGAACACUUGAUGCUGCGUAAAUGCAAAAAGAAGUUCUGGAUGCUCAGCUGACACAAGUAUCAUCAAUAUACUUUUAUUUAGUAAAUCACAGAAUGCUAUUAGAUUUCUGAAGCAUUUCUGAUUUCAAAACCUGCUAUUGCACACCGGUAUCCAGAGACCUGAACAUUCAGUCUGCAAGAGUGUGUUGUUUCUCCUUUGAGAUUAUGACAUGUAUGCCUUCUAAAAUACCAGAUUUUUAUGUGUAAGGAAGACUUCCUUUUGUAUAAACUUCUUACAGUGAUCAGUUAAAGUUCUGGGAAACGUUUCUCAAGUUUUGAUCUUCUAUUGGCACUAUGUGAUAAUAUUAAGUGUGUUUGCAAGUCCAUGUCAUGUGGAGGGGAUAAUUCUGUGUUAGCUUUCCAUUUAAAAACACCUCUGGGAAGACUCAUCACUUCGCUUCCAGUGUUAACAACCUAGAUUGAAUGAGGGAAUGAAUGGGUUCUGUCAAGUUAGUGUUAAGUUUCUAAGUUUUUCUUGAGGAAUGUUUAACUCAAAGCAAUAAACUUGCAAGGGGCUACUAAUAAGUGUUAAUGACGGCUUUUAUAAGUAUUGAUUUCAAAAUUGCGGAUUAUAUUUGAUAAUAUGUAGAAGUUCCAGUAAGGAAUUACAGCUGUAAACACUGGCAUUUCAGCAUUCCUGGAAGGAAUAAAACUUAUGGUUUAGAAUCUUAACCAAGCUAUUUAUCUUAAUGAACCUUUUUUAGAACCCACAUUCACUGCUGAAGCACUGGUUAUCAAUGUGUUUUCUAGUGUUGUCACUUGUUUGUUAAAUAAAAAUUACAAUGCAUA